AUGAUUGGGCAUCCAAAACAUGUGCAUAAGGCUUGCGCAGCUGGCGUUGACAUGAUAUGUGCACAAGGUGGUGAGGCUGGUGGGCAUACAGGAGAUAUUCCUUCGAUGGUUUUGAUUCCAGCCUGUGCGGAUAUCUGUAAGCAAUACAACUCUCCGUUGACUGGUCAGCCAGUCGUUCUUGUUGGGGCGGGUGGCAUCAACGAUGGUCGAAGUGUAGCUGCUGCUUUGACCCUGGGUGCUAGUGGUGUUUGGGUAGGCACUCGAUUCAUUCCCAGUGUGGAGAGUAAGGCACCGGAAAACUGGAAGAAGCAGGUCAUUGAUGCAGGCUAUGAUUCUCUGGUGAAACUCACCAUCUGGUCUGGACGACCACUUCGUGCUCUCCGAAACCCAUAUCUCGAUGAUUGGGAGACGAAUCGACAAGCCGAGAUAAAGGACUUGACCUCUAGAGGUAUUGUCCCACUCGUCCAUGAGCUUGACAAGUUGCACGAGACUGGGAAGCUCACGGAUGAGAUUGAGGAUGCAGCGGCUUUGAGACCGGCUGGUAUAGUAGUUGGCUCCGUCAACAAAGCAGGGCAGACUGCCGCUGAGAUUGUUUCCGAAAUGGUAGAAGAAACAGUUCGUGCUCUCGGGCAGGCAGCGAAAACUACAAAUAAAUCAUCAAAAUUGUAG
Molecule: messenger RNA, 669 nt
Organism: Pseudocercospora fijiensis CIRAD86
Lineage: Eukaryota; Fungi; Ascomycota; Dothideomycetes; Mycosphaerellales; Mycosphaerellaceae
Exons: 3
Coding region: 1-669 (222 amino acids)
Molecular function (GO): nitronate monooxygenase activity
Source: RefSeq, a predicted model, not a curated record